Molecule: messenger RNA, 2113 nt
Organism: Daldinia vernicosa
Lineage: Eukaryota; Fungi; Ascomycota; Sordariomycetes; Xylariales; Hypoxylaceae
Exons: 1
Coding region: 130-1554 (474 amino acids)
Source: RefSeq, a predicted model, not a curated record
UACUUUCAAUUUCUCAUUCUACCUACAUAAUUAUCUCCUGGCUUUUUAUUUCCUUAAGUUAUACCUCAGCAUUGUAACAACACCCAUAGAAAAUCAGAAAACGUCGUAUUCAUCAUAACUGCUCACCCCAUGGCGUAUCUCUGGGGCCCUCGAAGGGCUUUACGUCUCGCAGUAGUGCUUGCGACGGCCACUUCAGCCGCAUAUAUCAGACCGAAUAUCCUGCUCGAGAGAGCCGAUAGCACUUGUGCCGCAGACUUUACGAAAUGCGCAUUAUCCGGGCUGCCGGACAACUUCUGUUGCGAACCGAAUACGACGUGUAUAGCCCUGGCUGGCAACACGACGGUAUUAUGCUGCCCGGAAGGCAAGACCUGUAACAAGAUAAAUCCCAUAACAUGCGAUCUCGCGUUACAAGAUCCUGUCACAAACCCAGAAGCUGAGAUCAAGACAACGGCACUCGAUGGAAUUCUUGAGACGUGCGGGACGGGAACUUGCUGUCCAUUUGGUUACCAUUGCGACGGCACGAUAUGUGUGAAGAACACCGACCAAAGUCAGAAGCCGGAAACAAAACCAAGCUCCACAAGCACGUCCGCACCAGCUCCUACUUCCUCGCCUCCUUCGACAUCUAAGACAACUACUGUGGCCGUAAGCGAGAUAACGUCCGCUACGCCACCUCCCACGUCGCCCACGCCGCCUACCGCUCCGGACACCGAGCCAACCGACGAACCGCCUAGCGAGCCGGUUACCGAGGCACCAGCGCCGUCAACAACGGGCACGGCCGACACCGUGAGAAUUGUCGGGGGAGUCAUAGGAGGUGUUGUCGGCUUCGUCCUCGUAAUUCUAGCCGUAAUCUUCGUGCGGUACAAGCGCAAGGAGCAGCUCCAGAGACAGCAGCAAUUGCAGCGUCCCGACUCGACUUCAUCCUUCGGCAACAUCAUCAGUGCGCCCGUGCCUCAUGCUAAGUAUCCGAACGAGCGCAUAGAUUUCCUAGCGAAGCGGCCCCAGUCCGGCUCGCCUCGGAGCUUCGCGCCGUCGUCUCCGACGGCCGUGGCGUCGCCCGGCAGUCAUCAGAAGCCCGAUGAGGGAUAUGGCGGAUUAGGGUUUAUGCCGCCGAACUCGCCUUACUCGCCGUACUCCCGCCGCCCGGAUAGCGAGAUGUCAGACGCACCGCGCAGCUACCACGCUUCGGCCGAGAUCGGCGGGCUCCGGAGCUUAACAGGCUGGAAGACGCAUCAGCAGAACGGCGGCGGCGGGGGUGGUGCUAACAAUUACUCUCACGUCCCGGCACCCCUGGUCACCCUAACGCCGGCACGGGAUGGUACUAUAAAGGGAAAGAACAAAGGGAAAGGCAAAGGCAAAGAAAGGGCUCGAGGCAACAACGGAGACGAAGACAUGAGUAUUAAUAUCUUUGCGGACCCGCGCACGGUGGCAGACGGCAGGCCAGAUAGCUCCGUGACGACGUGGUCGACUAUCCAGCAGCGGGCUGAUAAUAAUAGCAACGCGACGCCGACCAGGGGGCAAGCGAGGUUGGGAGAUGAACUGCCGAGAUGGAGGUGAUAAGACUCACUCCACCGAGCAUUGCCUACCUCACGAUACGCAUAGCAGAGCGGGCAUAUAUUUCUUUUCCGUCAUCUAAGCUAGGUAGCUAAGCCGAUCGCUUAUCUUCAUUUUUCCUUUGUCAUCAUCCAGUAAAAAAAAUCUAGGAUUCGGGAGGGAGGGACGCUUCUAUCAUGAUACCACUGGGCGGACAGGCAGGCAGACAGGCAGAAUAAGCCGGGCGGGGUUUUGCAUUGUACGGCGUUGGGAGGGGAGGUUCAUUUGCUUUUUUUUUUUUAUCGACUUUACUAGGUAUGGGUUGGAAAAGGAGGGACGAGUUUGAUACUAUGCUUCCGUGGAUAUACGAUACGAUAGGCGCCCUUCUUCGCAGAGAUCAGAGCAUUGAUGUAUAUUUUAUAGGUCGGUUAGGUAGGUUCGGUACCUAAGGUACCUUCGUGGUAUUUAUUAGGGGGCGGAGGGUGCUUUGAUUUGCUGUUAUUAUGUCUUUUUAACUAUGUGCCUGGCUGGGUGCGCCCUAUGCAUAGGUUAAUAAUACUUUCGCUUCUAUAUGCUUUUGGGG